AUGUCGUUAUGCCUUCAGGUGAGACAAUUCGCAGUGGAAUUGAUAGURAACUGCAGAACGUCUGACGAGGUGAAGAUCAUGCUGCGAAAUCGUGACGGUUGCAGAUUCAGAGGGAAGUUUCCUUACCCGAGACUGAUCACAGCGAUGGACUACAAGCAAAAGGAGUUCGUAGCACACACCAACAUCCAACAGGUGUUGGAGACUGCGUGGCUGGGCGAUUGGAUCGAGUGGAAGUCGUACUCGGCGACGUGGAAAUUCUUGUACCUGCUGAGGCGAUUCAUCAUGCUGCCGGCGACGGUGGCACUGGGGAUGUUGGCGCCCAACUCAAAACUGAAUCAGUUCAACCGGUUGCCGAUCAACCGGAUGUUCAACAGCCUGGUCACGUACCUGGUUUUCCUGUGGCUACUGUUCAGGCAGUCGAACGCCGACAAGUUCGAGACGCGUAGGGGAGCGCCCGAACUGGGCACGUGGUUGCCUAUCRUCGUGUUCGUCGUUGGCCACGUGUUGGAGAAGUUGAAGCUGCGGCUGCAGCAGGGCCCGGAACGGUUCUUCAAGAACCUGUGGAACGUGUUCGACACGGUCAAGCUGACGCUGUUCUCGUUAGCGUUCCUGUCCUGGAUGGCGGCCACCUUGGAUGUCAUUAGCCAAGGGUCCGAAGACCUGGACCGCAAGUACUGGCCCUGGAUGCACCCACAACUGGUGGCCGAGAGCCUGUUCACCGUAGCCACGGUCAUGGCGUACCUACGGCUGCUGUUCCUGUGCCAGCUCAACUACUACAUCGGCCCGAUGCAAGUGUCCCUAGGCAAGGUGCUGCACGACUUCGGCAAGUUCGCCACGUUCCUGGUGAUCAUCAUGGCGGCGUUCACGUGCGGCCUGGGCACGUAUUACUCGUACUACGCGGGGAUGUUGCACAAGGACCCGGAGACGGGCGAGACCUCCAGGCAGGAGGACUCGUUCAUCACGGUCGCCGACACGUUCAAGACGCUGUUCUGGGGCAUAUUCUGCAUGACGUCGCUGGACGCGCCCAACGUGGUGGUCGGCAACACGUUGACGGGCGCCGGCCACAUCGACGCGGCCGUGCAAUCGCACCAGUUCACGCAGCUGGUCGGCUACGGGCUGUUCGCCGUGUUCGAGGUGCUCAUGGUCAUCGUCAUGAUGAACAUGCUCAUCGCCGCCAUGUCGGACACAUUUCAGGGCGUCACCGACAACGCCGAGUACGAGUGGCUGUUCGGCCGGACCCAAGUGUACGUCAGCUACAUGCUGCUCAACGACAUGCCGCCGCCGUUCAACCUGUUGCCCACCACCGGCCUGCUGUUCUGCGCCAAGCGGAUCGUGUCCAAGUCGUCGMGGCACUACAACAGCUUGCCGGGCGACGACGGCAGAGGCGACUUGGACAGCCGCUCGACGGCCGCCGCGAUCGAGUUCCGCGAGCUCAUGACCGAAAUCAUCAAACGGUAUUUCACGAUGCACAGGCCACUCGCCGAACGCUGA
Messenger RNA from Diuraphis noxia (Russian wheat aphid), 1491 nucleotides. Its product is annotated as short transient receptor potential channel 4-like. The record is from RefSeq and is a predicted model, not a curated record. Gene Ontology annotation, biological process: calcium ion transmembrane transport; regulation of cytosolic calcium ion concentration. Gene Ontology annotation, molecular function: inositol 1,4,5 trisphosphate binding; store-operated calcium channel activity. Gene Ontology annotation, cellular component: cation channel complex; plasma membrane. Lineage: Eukaryota; Metazoa; Arthropoda; Insecta; Hemiptera; Aphididae.